AGGUCCUCGACUCCUUCCCAUCCCAGACUCCACAUCCCCCCUCACCCGCAAAAGUUAAGAAAUUGUGUUGAUUCUUGGGCUCCUGGACUUCUUAGACUAGGAGAACGGAUAACCUUCGUCAGAAAGGAUGGAGCUGGGAAAAGGCACGCUGCUCAGGACUGGGCUGAAUGCAUUGUAUCAGGCAGUACACCCAGUUCACGGCCUCGUCUGGACCAACGGGAAUCAGGUAGUCCUGACGGACGUACAGCUUCAGGGUGGAGAGGCCAAGUUUGGGGACUCAGAGGUCAUCGGACAGUUCGCACAUGUGUAUGGGGUGUCCUGGGCCCCACCCGGUGCGGCUGACAUGCCCCCUCUGCUCGCUGUCCAGCACACGCAGCAUGUCACCGUGUGGCAGCUGUGCCCCAGUACUGUGGGGACCGGCAAGUGGCUGAUGUCUGAGACCUGUGAGAUCAGAGAGUCACUCCCUGUCCUUCCCCAAGGCUGUGUGUGGCACCCACAGAGCACUGUCCUGACUGUACUGACCACACAGGACGUCUCUAUUUUCCAUAAUGUCCACUGUGACAGUUCCCGAGUGAAAGCGGACAGCAGCACCCAGGGCCUCGUUCACUGUGCGUGUUGGACCCAGGACGGCCAGAGGCUGGUGGUGGCAGCGGGCAGCAGCCUGCAUUCUUACAUUUGGGACAGUGCUCAGAAGACUCUUCGCAGGUGCUCCUCCUGCUCGGUGCUGGAUGUGGGCAGCCCUGUGCGCUCCGUCAGAGCCACGGGGGACUCCCAGGUCGCCGUGGCCACUGAACUGCCGCUGGGUCAGCUUUGUGGCUUAAAUGCAUCUGAAGCACUCGACGGUCCACCUCCUAGUGAACACACUUGUCCGAUUGAUGACACCAUUAUCGAUGACGUGUUCUCUGUGGAUAAGGGGGCCAUCCCUUCUCAAACAAAUUUGGACGCAUCAGCGUCUCCCUUUUCUUCUUCUUUGUCCGCUCCUCUGGAUCUAACUCAUAUAGUUUUCAAUAGAUCGAAGUCUGAAGGUAAUGCCCCAAUUUGUGUAAGAAAAAAGGACUGCUUGACAGGAACGGGUCUGGAUUCCUCCCAUUUGGUCCUGGUGACUUUUGAGAAGGAGGUCGCCCAGACCAGAAGAGUCCCCAUUCCGGGCAUCCUGGCUCCUGAUCUAAUCGCAUUUAGUAUUAAAGCACAGGUUGUGGCGGUGGCUUCCAAUACUUGUAAUAGAAUUUUUAUCUAUUCUGUCAUUCCAUCGUUUAUGCCAAACAUCCAGCAAAUUCAGUUAGAGAGUAGUGAAAGGCCAAAAGGCAUGUGUUUCCUGACAGGUAAAUUGUUACUAAUUUUGGUAGGAAAACAAAAAUCCAAUGAUCCGACAUUCCCUCCUCCUUCCAAGUCUGACGAGUAUGUCCUUCGCUUGAUCGUCAGAGAAGUAGUGUUGGAAGAGAAAUUUCCAGUGACACAGAGUGAAAACCAGAGUGGCUACGCUACUUUCAGUUCUCUGUUAAAUAAAGCAGAGGGGAGACAGCUGAUGGAAAGUCUUUCCCCAGAUAUUUGUCCCCCAAACGGAGGGCUCUUGUUAACCGCUGAUAGCCGUGGUCGAGGUGGAAGGCCCGGAAGCGCCCUUAUUGAAGAAAUCAGAAGUCCUCCGUCCAGCGCUGGCGAUGGCUCCGUAGCCCCGGGAACUCCAGACGCCAGGCCUGCCAACCAGUCUGAGACCCUGCCCAGACCCGGCAACGCACCAGACCACACCAGCACCCCAGCGCCUCUGAAUGCUCCUCAAAGAAAGAACCUACAGCGGGAAGAGGAAACUUACCGGCCUUCUAAGGAGCUGGAAAUUCUCUCCAGGAAACUGGUUGAAGUACAGCAGUGUCUUACUGAACUCACAGCCUUCCUGCAUAAUGGAAAGAAAUCCUCGCCAGUGUAUCCACUCUCUCGGGAUCUGCCUUAUGUCCACAUCUUUUACCAGAAACCUUACUGUGUAGGUCCCGUCGUUGAAACAAGAGACAUGCUUCUCUGCAAUGGCAAACUAAGGCUCAGUACCAUUCAGCAGACUUUUGGCCUCUCUCUUGUCGAAAUGCUGCAUGGCUCCCACUGGAUCCUUCUCUGUGCCGACAGCGAGGGCUUCAUCCCGUUGACCUUCACGGCCGCGCAGGAGGUAAUCGUGCGCGACGGCAGCUCCAGGUCAGACCUCUUCAGAGACUCUCUGUCUCAGAGUCUUGAUUCUGGCCCUUGUCUUGACGUCUGUAAGGAUCUUCAAGCCCAGAGUUUGGAUUCCACUGGCUAUUCUGACCGUUUGGGCAGUCCGGCCUGACCCUUGUUUAUAGAGUAUUCGCUGCGCAGCUUCUCGGAUGAGACCUUUGAAGACCUGUGUCCACUGUGGACUCUCCCCGGCCGGGGUUUGCGCCCUGCUCUGAGGUGAAGCGCUCGCCCUGGCCGGCUGCCCCCCCGCAACCCCCAGGCUCCCUGCGGCAGGGCAGAUGGCUCCCAAAGAGCUUGCUCACGUAUUCACGACCGGCUUCGUCUGAAGGCAGAGUUCCCAGAACGAGACAGUACGACGGUGCCGCACGGAUUGUGUUUUACGGUUUCUCAGAGGCUUUCUGUCUCUUGCCCGGAGCUGGGUCAGAGCUGUCUCAGAAGUGAAGCACUUAAAAGGUGCCGCGGCACUGUUGCAGACCUUUCUCGGGGCUCACGGGAGGGUGAGGGGUGCCGGAGAGCAGAGCCCCCAGCGUGCCCACUCCACUCCGAACCAUCAGGAGUCGCCAGAGCUCCAAGGGGGACGGACACACAAUGCACUGGCUUCGCCCCCAGGGCUCCCUGGGGCAGGAGCUAGUGGUGAUGCUGGCUGGACCGCCCACAGCUUAAACGUGGCCUUCCUGCUUCUUUAGGACAUUCUGGCUGACGAAGGUCCAGAUGCUCCUCAAAAGUGGCCCUGGGCAAAUUUCGAGGGGCCCCUCAAGCCCCCCCACUCCAGCUCAUGCUGAUGUUGCUAGUGCGGUGCCAAGCACGGGGGAGGUCUAAGGUGUGAUUUUGUGUUCUUGCCACUUCUGAUUUUCUCCAUGAGGAUUUUUGUGUUGUGUGUUUUUUGUUGGUUUUUUUUUUUCCAGUUUUGGGAUUACAAAAGUAUCCUAUUUUUCCCCAUCAAUUCUUAAAUUGUCACUUUAAUUUCGGUAUUUUUCUUUCAUUCAAGUCUUAGACACCAGCAUAGAGUCUGUGAGAGAAAGUAUUUCAGACAGUUGGAAAUUUCCCUGAAUCCGAGGUAGGUCUAAACGGUACCAGUUAUUGUCACUAUGGGCCGAAGGGCCAGCUUAGGAUAGCAGAGAGAGCCCUGACCCCCGACCUUAGACAGGCACAGCUGCUCCCCACCCCCCGGCGCGGCUGCAAGUGUGGUCCCCUGCAGCCCGGCAAACGGCCGGUGUGCGGCCAGAGCACACCCGCAGGUCAGUGGUUUUGGCCGUAGACACUACAUUAGCGCACAGGCAUUUUUUCCAUUUCCUUUAAAAUUAUCUAGAAAGAAAUAUUUUGUGCCUUUGGGGACCCUUGUCUGUCUGUUGCAGCUGAUGAAGAUGGAGCUGGGCUAGGGCAGAAACAAGGCCCCAUUUUGUGGUUCAAGUGCAUUAGAGAGCUGCUGGGAUAAUGGAAGUGGAGGCCGCUUGUCUGGGUUCGGUUGCCCGAGAGCAGCAGCCGAGACCAGUCUGAGGCCUGGCUCUGCUUUCCGGGCGGGAUGAAAGUGCACUUCUCUGAAGACCAAAGAGGGGGCUGGGGACCCUGAAGGAACAAGGUCAAGGCGGGUACCUCAAGGUGUAUGUUGUAAUCAGCAUUUCACUGGUCAGAAUCCUGUGUGAAUGUGUUCAAUAAAAUCACUCGUGGCUGAUGCA
Molecule: messenger RNA, 3872 nt
Organism: Phyllostomus hastatus (greater spear-nosed bat)
Lineage: Eukaryota; Metazoa; Chordata; Mammalia; Chiroptera; Phyllostomidae
Gene: WDCP
Product: WD repeat and coiled coil containing
Exons: 4
Coding region: 128-2308 (726 amino acids)
Molecular function (GO): kinase binding
Source: RefSeq, a predicted model, not a curated record